CAACAAAUCAUCGCCACCUCACACCACUCCCCGUCCCUGAGACACCAGAACAUUCUAUCGAGGCACACCUCCUUGUCACCUUUCCCUUUUUGUCCCUCUUGGCCACCUGUACAUUUCCUUGUUCGUUUUGCGCAUCCUCCUUCUUUCAACAUGGUGUAGGAAGCCGCAGAUCCAUCCGACAUGGCGUCGACGAACUACGCCCGUCUGCGCGAGCAGACGAUGAUCUCGCACGAGGAUGAAGAGGCAGUCACCGUCAACACAAGAGCACUGAUCGACAAGGUCCUCGCGCGAUACUCCGGCGAGUGGACUACUCUUCGCGAACUCAUCCAGAAUGCGGCCGACGCACAGGCAACCAACGUUACCAUCCGAUUCGAGACCUCGCCCUCCUCCACCGUUCCCCUCCCUCAGAGCCAAGACCCUUCCGAAAGGCUCAAACACGUCCUACUACACCAUACCGUCAAGACGCUCCUGGUGAGCAACGAUGGCGAUUUGUUCAACGAGAACGACUGGCAACGGUUGAAGAGGAUAGCAGAGGGCAACCCGGAUGAGACCAAGAUUGGGGCGUUCGGAGUGGGCUUCUACAGUGUCUUUGCAGACUGCGAGUCGCCUUUUGUAUCAUCAGGGAAAGAGACCAUGGCAUUUUACUGGAAGAAGGACAGUCUAUUCACGAGGAGAGGCAAACUCCCGGAGGAGCAGGUGCAGAAGGGCACUACCUUCCUCCUCGACUAUCGAAGUCAGAGCACGCCGGUCCCGCCACUUCUCAGUCUGUGUCAGUUCUUGGCGACAAGCUUGACCUUCGUCGGACUACAUACCAUACAGUUGUACCUCGACGAUUGGAAUGUCCUCACGUUGACGAAGAAGAUCGCACCGGCCGCCAAGGUCAGCAUACCGAAGGAAGUUAACCCUAAGACGAGAGACGGCCUGAUGAAGAUCUCGGACGUCGAAUACCAGAAUGCGCAAAUCGAUGCGCAGUGGAUGAAUGUGGUGGGGUGGGAUCGAAAGGUCCCCCAACCCGUCAACGUUGCUGCAGCUGUACAGCAAGAAAGCGCAUCGUCGAGCUCACUUCGCGGCUGGUUCGCAAAGCUCACUAGUGGUGCGCCUUCCAGCACCAAUGCAGCAACACAGAGGGCACGCAAGGAAGAGGAGGCGUUGCAACGAGCCCUCGUGGAAGACUUGACCGGUAUUAGCACAGCGACUGUCUUUCUGCGAAUAAGCACAGUCAACGUGCAUACGUUCAUAAGCAAGCAGCUGGCGCAGGAGCUGGAACGCGCGACGAAGAAGCCACCUCCGAAGCAGACACGCAUCGCCAUUCUCACUUCGUCCUACGACGAGAGUUCUGCGUCGAUGUCGACCAUCUCUGGCGCUGGCGCAAAGAAAGCUAGCGAAAUAUUCGCGUCUGUCCUUCCCACGAAGAAUGGCAAGAUCUUCAUCGGCUUUCCGACUGCUCAAACAACCGGCCUUCUCGCUCACAUUUCGGCCCCAUCUGUCAUACCCACCGUCGAACGAGAGAGCAUUGAUCUCAAUGCCAGAUACGUGCGUGAUUGGAACGUGGAAAUGCUGCGCGUGGCUGGUAUCGCUUGUCGAAUAGCAUAUACAGGCGACAUGUCCGAGUUGAAAGCGAAGCUCGAUCGCAUUGCAUCUGCAGACGGCAGGAAGAAGAUUACAAAAGAAGAUGUGACUUCCGUCUUGCCUUCAGCAAUCCACACCUACAAGCAAUACAACUUCGAUGAAUCCACUCCGUCGAGCAAGGUGGGCGACUACAUUGAAGAGGCCUUCUGGAUGUGCAACCAGAAGGCCAGCAUCGACGUUCUCUCCACUCGUGGCGUCUUGCCCAGCCAGAUGGUCCGCGUCGCGACCGAAGAUCUGAGCUUCGUGGAAGGCAUUCCGGUCGUGCCGGACGAAGUGAUGGAGAAGUCGAACCAGUUUGUGACGAAACUGCGAGAAUUCGGUCUGCUGUCCGACAUCACCACCGGCGACAUCAAGAAAGAACUCGAAGCGCAGGCGCUCACUGAAAAGCAAGUAACGGAGCUGGUGAAAUGGGCAUGCUCGAAGGUUGCGAGAGGGGACUUUGACGCCAGCGUUGUGCAGACCCUUUUCGAUGGCACGGUGGCGAGUAUCCGCGAGGAGUUUGUGAAUCUGUCGGCCAGCCCAGUUUUGCAACUUGGCCAGAUCACCGGCUUCGUCAACGUGGCGAAGAUACCUGCAGAGAUGCCGACACCGCCGAACACGAUCCCUUUCCGGAUCACGAAAGGCCUAUCUCCUACACAGCUUCAGUCUAUCGGUUGGGACGAGCUUCAGAUUGUGCCGUGGCUGCGCUGGAUUAUUGAGAGCGACGGAUAUGGAUUUGGGGCCGGCCAGAGCUUGACUACUACUCCGGCUGUGGCCGCACAAGUCUUGCCAGUCAUCUCAAAGGCGUGGGACAGUCUUUCGCAAUCUUCAAAGGAUACCACUGUCACUCUACUAUCCCCAAGGACGGUAAUACCGACGAAAUUGGGCAUGCGUAUACCACCACGGGCAUACUUCGCAAGCGUGAAGCUCUUCGAUGACCUCCCUACCAUCACCGGCUUGCAAGGCGUGAAGGAGAAAUUCCUGGCUGCUCUCGGCGUGCGAAAGACCGUCGAGCUGAACGUGGUGUUCGACCGGCUCAUGGCCAAAUCCACCAAUGUAUCCGCGACCGAAGAGAGCAAGUGGAGCCACGUGGAUCUGAUCAGGUAUCUGGUCAGCGUCAAGGACGACAUACCGGCAGAGGAUGUUAAGAGGCUCCGCAACACGCCGAUCUGUACGGCUGAGAUCAAAUCCGCUGAUCAGACAGACAAAGGGAAGCUGUACCGCGUUUCUGAGCUGUAUGAGCCGACCGAUUCGGUGAAGAAACUGGGUCUACCCGCAUUGUUUUGGCCAGGCCAGUACCGGCCAUCGACUCCAGAAGGCAGAUUCCUGCGAAUGCUCGGCCUGAAUCCGUAUCCUUCUGUCAACGAUCUCGUCAAUAUCCUGAGCACUGCACCCAACGGUGGCGACCUCCAGAGAACCGCACUUGACUACUGGAUCAUCAACAACUUCCAGAACGGCUAUAACAAAGUCAACGUCGCCGCCAUCGACAAAGCCUUCCUUCCCGUCCAGCCUUUCGCAGGAGAAAGUAACAAUAAGAUUGCCAAGCCGUCGCAGUGCUUCGCCAAUCCGAAGGCGGGUGUGCUUAGAUUUCGCAUCUUGCGCGAGGACCUGCUGCAGUACUCGCAGACCUUUGGUGUCCUUACAGAUCCAUCUAUCGAGACUUGCGUGGAACGACUCGUCAAGACACCUCCGACCGACUAUGCAAGUGCAAAGGCGCUGUAUGGGUAUUUUGCAGGUCGACUCAACGAGUUACCGCCUCGUGGCAAUUUGACUGACCGAUUGGGGAACGCGCCUAUCGUUCCGAUACUCCAGCGAUCAGGAGGCGAAAAGCGCAGCAGUGCUGUGCGCUAUGUGACGCCCACAUCGUGCUUCAUUGGCGACGGCGCGACAUACGGUGACAUCUUCGACUUCGUGGACUUUGAUGCGGAGGCCAAUACAUUCUUGCUACGGGUUGGGUCGAAGCAUGAGCCGAGCGCGACGGAGAUAGCGAGUAUGCUUGUCCGGCAGCCCGCACGACUGCUGGAGACGCUUGGUCACGAGAAGUACUUGCAGAUUUUGAGGAAGAUUGCGGAGAGCGCGGCGACGCUGAAGAAGGAUAAGAGCCUUUGGCAGCAACUCAAGUCUUCGCCGUGCCUGCUUGCGGAGAAGCAAGUUUCGAAUCUGCCAGCCGGUGAUGAUGAGAAAGUGCGCGAGCUUGAAGACGAGGAGAUGUUCAUCAAGGAGUAUUCGCUGGCCGCUGCGCCUGGAAUGGUGUUGCUGGAUGACUUCGCCACCUAUCGCAUCUUCCAAUCGAGUCUACUUGUUGCGCCGCAGGAGGAGCUUUUGGAGAGUCUGUAUGCUUCGCUUGAGACGCCAUGGCUGAGCAAGCUCGUUGAGGAUGAUCAGCGGAUGGGGAAUCCAUUGCGAGACCAGUCCGGGGCAUCGCUGCUGCAGAAGCUCAUUGUCGAACGGUCGCGGCUGUUUCUCUACGACCACACUGCCGAUGUUAUCCGACACGAUGCGAAGUGGCUGGAGCAGAAUUUGACCGUCAAAGCGACAGAAUUUCUGCAAGUCACGCGACGUCUCAAGGGGUACCGCCUGCAAUUUGUCGAGAAGCGGACGGCUGCUUUGCACAGGGAGUCGAAGCGAGAGGCUACGCUGUUCAUCACUGCCAAAUAUGAUCUUUACGAGGUCAGCAGAGCGUUGAUGAGCCUGUUGCUCAAGCGGCCGCGUCAGCAGGAUUACCUCGCACUCGAAAUGCUGAUGGAGAGCGAUUUGAGGCGGUUAAAGGCGAAAGGCUACAAUGUCGAUCGCAUUUUGAGGGCAAAGGCCGCCGAGUCCCGCAUUGCUGAUAGCGAGCGUAGGAAGCGUGAGGAGGAGCAGAAGCGGCUGGCGGAGGAAGAGGUAAAGGCACGAGCUGUGGCACUUCCACCUCCGACUCAACCGGCUCUCACGAAUGGUGUGUCGGGCCAAGAGCAGACGAGUGAUGUCGAAACGCCGGAGCGCGCUUUGUCCAUCCCCGGCGCAUUUUCCGAUUCACCUCCAGCAUCGAGCCGGGGGAAGCGAGGCAACAUCUUCAAUUCGAUCAGCAAGCACCUCGGCAUGAAUGCCGGCAAUACCGCCGCUCAACAGCAAAUGCAGAACCUGCUCACCAACGGCUCGCAAGAUGUGCCUCCGCCAUAUGAUGCGCGCGACCCGAACAGUGCUGGCCCAGGCACGGAACAAGUGACCUCGCCCCGAGAUCUCCAACGCAAUCUCGAAGCAGCCAUCAGCGCCUGCAGACCCUACAACUCUUCGACCCUCUUCUCCCCCCCGCAGACGACCACCGUCAAGGAAACGGCCUCCUACUGCGACAACAAGCCGGGCAACAACCUCGUCUUCGUCGCCGACCUAAGCAACAGCAUCAAACUCUUCCUCCACCGCCACAAUCCCGACCCCACCGCUUUCCUCACCACCCACGCCGACGCCCUCGCCAACUUCGUCUUCAUCCUCACCGAAGUCGCCGCCAUCUUCUCCCUCCCCACCUCGCGGCUCAACAUCUUCCACGACGACGCCGGGGCCUCCAUCGCCUUCAACACCAACGGCAGCAUCUUUUGCAAUCUGCGCUACUUUGUGCAGCUGCAUUUGGCUGGCAUGGCGUCGCCUGAGGGCAAGGUCGAGGCGUGCUCGUAUUGGUAUAUUACGCUGUGUCAUGAGCUGGCGCAUAAUCUUGUGGCGGAUCAUAGCUCGCAGCAUUCGUUUUACACGGAGAGUUUUGCUGCGCAGUAUUUCCGGCGGAUGGUUUGGUGGGCUUCGAGGAUGGGUGCGUGAGGGUUGGGUAGAGCGUUGUGUGUUGCAUAGCGAGCGUUUGAACGUUGUUGUGCAUUUGCGGGUGGAUGUUAGAUAUUACCCUGGGCAUAGAUGAUGAUACGCUGUUAGAAUAGAAUUGAUCCCAUC
Molecule: messenger RNA, 5523 nt
Organism: Neohortaea acidophila
Lineage: Eukaryota; Fungi; Ascomycota; Dothideomycetes; Mycosphaerellales; Teratosphaeriaceae
Exons: 1
Coding region: 181-5397 (1738 amino acids)
Source: RefSeq, a predicted model, not a curated record